UCACGAUGAACAAACUGUAUAUCGGGAACCUCAGCGAGGGCGCCGCGCCCGCGGACCUGGAAAGUGUGUUCAAGGACGCCCAGAUCCCGGCGUCCGGACCCUUCCUGGUCAAGACCGGCUACGCCUUCGUGGACUGUCCGGACGAGAGCUGGGCCCUCAAGGCCAUCGAGGCGCUUUCAGGUAAAGUGGAGCUGCACGGAAAACUCCUGGAAGUGGAGCACUCUGUCCCCAAAAGGCAAAGGAUUCGGAAACUUCAGAUACGAAAUAUCCCGCCUCACUUACAGUGGGAGGUGCUGGAUAGUUUACUAGGCCAGUAUGGAGUGGUGGAAAGCUGUGAGCAAGUGAACACUGACUCGGAAACUGCAGUCGUAAACGUAACCUAUUCCAGUAAGGACCAAGCCAGACAAGCGUUAGACAAACUGAAUGGAUUCCAGCUGGAGAACUUCACGUUGAAAGUGGCCUACAUCCCAGACGAGAUGGCCUCCCAGCAGAACGCUUCGCAGCAGCCCCGAGGCCGCCGCGGGUUUGGGCAGAGGGGCUCAUCAAGACAGGGCUCUCCAGGAUCGGUGUCCAAGCAGAAACCCUGUGACCUGCCUCUACGCCUGCUAGUCCCCACCCAGUUCGUUGGAGCCAUUAUAGGAAAAGAAGGUGCCACCAUUCGGAACAUCACCAAACAGACUCAAUCUAAGAUCGAUGUCCACCGUAAAGAGAACGCAGGCGCUGCUGAGAAGUCCAUUACUAUCCUCUCUACCCCGGAAGGCACCUCUGCGGCUUGUAAGUCUAUUCUGGAGAUUAUGCAUAAGGAGGCCCAAGACAUAAAAUUCACAGAAGAGCUUCCCUUGAAGAUUUUAGCCCAUAAUAACUUUGUAGGCCGUCUUAUUGGUAAGGAAGGAAGAAAUCUUAAAAAAAUCGAGCAAGACACAGACACUAAAAUCACGAUAUCUCCAUUGCAGGAAUUGACGCUGUAUAAUCCGGAGCGCACCAUCACAGUGAAAGGCAGCGUGGAAACAUGUGCCAAAGCUGAGGAAGAGAUAAUGAAGAAAAUCAGGGAGUCUUAUGAAAACGAUAUUGCUUCUAUGAAUCUUCAAGCACAUUUAAUUCCUGGGUUAAACCUGAAUGCCUUGGGUCUGUUCCCGCCCACUUCAGGGAUGCCACCUCCCACCUCAGGGCCCCCUGCAGCCAUGACUCCCCCUUACCCACAGUUUGAGCAAUCAGAAACGGAGACUGUUCAUCUGUUUAUCCCAGCCUUAUCUGUCGGUGCCAUUAUUGGCAAGCAGGGGCAGCACAUCAAACAGCUUUCUCGCUUUGCAGGAGCUUCUAUUAAGAUUGCUCCAGCUGAAGCCCCAGAUGCGAAAGUGAGGAUGGUGAUUAUAACCGGGCCACCGGAGGCCCAGUUCAAGGCUCAGGGAAGAAUUUAUGGAAAAAUUAAAGAAGAAAACUUUGUUAGUCCUAAAGAAGAGGUGAAACUUGAAGCUCAUAUCAGAGUGCCAUCCUUUGCUGCUGGCAGAGUUAUUGGAAAAGGAGGCAAAACGGUGAAUGAGCUCCAGAAUUUAUCUAGUGCAGAAGUUGUUGUCCCUCGUGACCAGACGCCUGAUGAGAAUGAUCAAGUGGUGGUCAAAAUAACUGGUCACUUCUAUGCUUGCCAGGUUGCCCAGAGAAAAAUUCAGGAAAUUCUGACUCAGGUAAAGCAGCACCAACAGCAGAGAGCUCUGCAAAGUGGACCACCUCAGUCAAGACGGAAGUAAAGGCUCAGGAAACAGCCCACCACAGAGGCAGAUGCCAAACCAAAGACAGAUUGCUUAACCAACAGACGGGCUGACCCCCCAUCCAGAAUCACAUGCACAAGUUUUUACCUAGCCAGUUGUUUCUGAGGACCAGGCAACUUUCGAACUCCUGUCUCUGUGAGAAUGUAUACUUUAUGCUCUCUGAAAUGUAUGACACCCAGCUUUAAAAAGAUAAAAAAAUAAGGGGGAGGGAGGAAAAGAGGAGCUCUGCACUUCCCUUUUGUUGUAUUUUCAGUGUAAAAAUUUUCUAAUUUUUCUUAAUAAUUCCCAUUUAUGCAAGAAAUUGGCUUAAUGAUGCACUCACUAAAUUCAUCAAGUAAAAAUAGAUUGCUCCUAAGUGAGAAUAGAAUUAUUAUAGGAACUUAAAUGUUAAGGUAUCAACGUAGAAAAACGUGUUUUAUUUUUAUCUAACACUAACAUGAAUAACGUAAGGGAAGUGCUGAAUGGUGUUGGCAGGGGUAUUAAAUGUGCAUUUUUACUCAACUACCUCAGGUAUUCAGUAAUGCAAUGAAAGCAAAUUUUGUGGGGUUUUUUUUUGAAAUUUUUAUAUACUUUAUAAAGAUAAAAGUCCAACUGUU
This is a messenger RNA of Myotis brandtii (Brandt's bat), 2362 nucleotides long. RefSeq names its product insulin-like growth factor 2 mRNA binding protein 3 (gene IGF2BP3). Gene Ontology annotation, biological process: regulation of gene expression; nervous system development. The transcript is spliced from 15 exons. Bases 6 to 1745 code for a protein of 579 amino acids. NCBI's taxonomy places the organism in Eukaryota, Metazoa, Chordata, Mammalia, Chiroptera, Vespertilionidae. The record is from RefSeq and is a predicted model, not a curated record. Gene Ontology annotation, cellular component: cytosol; nucleus; cytoplasm. Gene Ontology annotation, molecular function: mRNA 3'-UTR binding.